Molecule: messenger RNA, 1285 nt
Organism: Fragaria vesca subsp. vesca
Lineage: Eukaryota; Viridiplantae; Streptophyta; Magnoliopsida; Rosales; Rosaceae
Product: actin-97-like
Exons: 5
Coding region: 80-1213 (377 amino acids)
Cellular component (GO): cytoplasm
Source: RefSeq, a predicted model, not a curated record
CACAAGGGCGCGAGAUCGGUGUGCUUCUUCUUCCUCCUCAAAUUUCAAGUUGAUACAUCUCUAAAGCUAGUAAUAGAAAAUGGCUGAGGCUGAGGACAUUCAACCACUUGUCUGCGACAAUGGGACAGGAAUGGUUAAGGCUGGAUUCGCUGGAGAUGAUGCUCCAAGGGCUGUCUUUCCUAGCAUUGUUGGCCGCCCACGUCACACUGGUGUGAUGGUUGGCAUGGGUCAAAAGGAUGCAUACGUUGGAGAUGAGGCUCAGUCUAAGCGUGGUAUCUUGACACUGAAAUACCCCAUUGAACAUGGUAUUGUGAGCAACUGGGAUGAUAUGGAGAAGAUUUGGCAUCACACUUUCUACAAUGAACUUCGUGUUGCCCCUGAAGAACAUCCAGUUCUACUCACAGAAGCACCUCUUAACCCAAAGGCCAAUCGUGAGAAAAUGACCCAAAUCAUGUUUGAGACAUUCAACACUCCUGCCAUGUAUGUCGCCAUCCAGGCUGUUCUUUCCCUCUAUGCCAGUGGUCGCACAACUGGUAUUGUCCUGGACUCUGGAGAUGGUGUCAGUCACACUGUUCCCAUUUAUGAGGGGUAUGCUCUUCCACAUGCCAUUCUCCGUCUUGACUUAGCAGGUCGUGACCUCACUGAUGCUCUUAUGAAAAUCUUGACUGAGCGUGGCUAUUCCUUCACCACCACUGCUGAGCGAGAAAUAGUCAGGGACAUGAAGGAGAAGCUUGCAUAUCUUGCUCUCGACUAUGAGCAGGAGCUUGAAACUGCUAAGACAAGUUCUUCUGUUGAGAAAAGCUAUGAAUUGCCUGAUGGACAGGUGAUCACCAUCGGUGCUGAGCGAUUCCGUUGCCCAGAAGUACUUUUCCAACCAUCCAUGAUCGGAAUGGAAGCUGCAGGCAUACACGAGACUACAUACAACUCUAUCAUGAAGUGUGAUGUCGAUAUCAGAAAGGAUUUGUAUGGAAACAUUGUGCUCAGUGGUGGGUCUACCAUGUUCCCUGGCAUUGCCGACAGAAUGAGCAAGGAAAUCACGGCUUUAGCACCAAGCAGCAUGAAAAUCAAGGUUGUUGCUCCACCUGAGAGGAAGUACAGUGUCUGGAUUGGUGGAUCCAUCCUUGCAUCUUUAAGCACAUUCCAGCAGAUGUGGAUUGCAAAGGCAGAGUAUGAUGAAUCUGGUCCAUCAAUUGUACACAGGAAGUGUUUCUAGUGCUGCUGGAUGGGAGCGGUGAGAGUUCGAGGUCUAGUUUAAAGUAUAGCAAUUGCAGCUUGCAAGUUUUUC